This is a messenger RNA of Gasterosteus aculeatus aculeatus (three-spined stickleback), 4298 nucleotides long. NCBI's taxonomy places the organism in Eukaryota, Metazoa, Chordata, Actinopteri, Perciformes, Gasterosteidae. The record is from RefSeq and is a predicted model, not a curated record.
CGCUCCAUUCCGGAUGUAUGUUGUAGAUAGACGGGCUACGUCCCCGACGCCGUUAGCCUGCACGUUGCAAAGGUUCAAAGUUUGAUUUCACGUUUUUUGCCCUUCUCCUUCGGCCUACUCCUCCUGCUCCUCUCGGGAGCUUUGUUUCUCUUGUGCUUGGAUACUGCGCAGACUUAAGCAUUGGAUAUGUGUACACAGGAUGAUGACAACCCCUUUCCUCCCCGUAGAAGUAAAUUGAAAUAGGCUUUCGCACACACUGGAUUUGCUGCUGUCGUUCCAUAUGAAGAAGCCAAAAAUUUGGAUACGCCUCUGUGUCCAUGUACUGCUGUUCAUCACGCUCGGGGUACAUUCAAGCAGAUUUGACAUCAACCCAGUGACAGAUGACAUCUCUAGACUCUCUAUUCUGAGACAAAAUAUUCCUGAAGAUUACAAAAUUCCUGUACAUUACGUUCUGAGGGAAAAGGGAGGGAUGUGUUGGGUGAAAUUAAACGUCUUCUACUUGGAGGAGAGCUUAAAAGGUUUAGCACAUACGUUUGGAAACAUUUCCUCCAACAGAAAAGAUAUUAGCAUAUUCAUCCAAAUGUUCCAAGAACUGCGGCUCAACAUGGGCUCUUUGGAACUGAUCAUGUACGACUUUGAGUGCCACUACAGGCAAGAGAGGUGGCAGACGGCACAGUACUUUGACUUUGUCAAAGACUUCCUUAGAGCUGCACAGAAUAAAGAAGAUUCCGAUGACUGCGACCCUCCUCCCUGUCCCACAACACCAUACGCAGUAACAACAGCAGAUUAUUUAAAUGAUUCUGAAACGAGAGCCCUGUCUGCGGUGGUGGAGCAAAGCUUUCUCUCCUUACUGUUCAUUCCACUCCUAGCGCUCAUAUUGCUGCUUGUGUGGAAGGUUCGAUGCUGUAGGAACGAGGAGGAUCUGGAACAAAGUCAUGGAGAAGGUGGACUCUUCCCAGGAGCCAAAGCAACUGCAACUCCACUAGACACUGAAAUAUCAGAAAAAAACAUGUUGAACGUCAUUAAAAUCGAGUAACGGUGCUGCAUCCCACCCACCUCUUGGUGAGAUUUUGAAAAUCCAAAGCAAAUCCUCUAGCAGCUGCGCUCUGAAACCUCCCUCCACACACGUUUCUCUCGUUCCCCCGUUGGUGUUCAGACCAAAACCCAUGAAGCCGAUUUCCAUUGCGCCAUCGCAAAGUAACAAGGUACCCGGCUUGUUUUCGACUUCUCCCGCAGACCGGCGGUCACACACGCGCAACCGAGACCCCAUUCGGAGGAGCCGUGCGGAUGAGCUACGACUUUCAUGUAAGACUGCAUUAACCUCGUGCUUCUGAAAAAGACUAAGAUUUAAGCGGAGUGUAACCCCCGAUUUCCACCAAAUGCGGAACGGCUGCGGAACGGCUAAGCUGCGUGACAGCUCCGCGUUCCGUCGUCCGUCAAUACCCACCAGGUCCGGAUUUGUUGCGGAACGGCUGCGGCCAUGAUUGACAUCUGACGUCACGAGGUCCCAUGUAAUCUCGCGAAUUCUGGUGUGAUCGUGCAAUAUGUAGUUUCUAUCAACUUAAAAAAACUUAAACAGGCCUGUCUCCGCCCAUUAUGACGUUUUCAAGGUGUAGUGUAGGGAAAUAUGAUCCGCCAUAAGCACGGUGUAUUUCAUUUUGAAAAUUAAAUGGAUCAUUUAUUUUGUUUCUGACUGUUCGGUUGUUUUGCUUAACUUCCUGUCCUGCGUACUCUGCACUGUAGUGCUGCGCAGCGCUCCGGCAUCCGGCAAAAAUAGAAGCUCUGCGUAUUUGCUCCGGAGGGCUGCGGAUCGCCGGAGUCGGAACGCGGCCGUCCCGCAGUCAGUGGAAAUACACACAUUGAAUUUAAUGGAAACCUUUUGACUCCGCCGCCGUGCCGGAGCCGUUACGCAGCCGUUACGGAGUUGGUGGAAAUUGAGGGUCACCCGCCCCACUUCCCCACCACCACCCCCCACCGACUUGGCUCCCGCAGAUUGUCCUGCAGAACUUGCUGCUCCAUAAACCUCCCCCACACCCCUCCCACACUACUCCACCCUUCAGCAACAGUCUGCAUGUGGGGGGGGUUUCGGACCCGGUGGUCUACAAAGUGGCGCUUCAACAAAGAAGGGUGACGGACACUCGCCCCCUUUUGUGAACAAGUUACAUACCCUCGUAUGAUGUUGUUGUUGGUUAACGUGACUCUGAUGGUUUUGGUUGAGUGAAUGGAUCACAAGUGUGUUUAAAUGACUACAUUACAGAAAAUCUUCAAACACAAAAUCCCACCCAUCAGCUCAUUCUUCCUCAUUUUGCCUUUGUCAGUCUUACGUCUCGCAUAAUAAAACUCACUAAAGACAAUAUGACAAAGCUAGCUACUCCAUGCAUCAUGAUUGAAGUGCUAAUGCCAUUCUGAAGGAUGAAAUCUUACAGACCUUAUUUGUUAUUAUUAUUUGUUCUCACAAUGCUCGCCAGGUAGGAACGCCAUGUAGACUAGUACAGGGAUCCAUGUGAAGGGCAGAAUAAUAAAUGUCAGCUAAAUCCAAACAGUUGCCGCUUGGUUGCGCAACCCACGAUAUAAAAUCUGUAGAAAGUGAGAAAGAACUGGUUCCUGGACGACGUAGUGGUGCCCCUCCCUGCCUUUAUACACUCACAUCUGAUAAGUUCGCUGCCAACAGUGCUCCAUAUCUCACUGAUAACAGAUCCCAACGGGUUAAAGGCAUUUAAACUAUGGCAAGCAGUUUAGGCUCUUGUAAGCUAAGUUUGAGUUUACGAGUUUAUCGCAACAGCGGCUCCGGCGCCAGUCUGCGACAAACGCUGCGCUUUCAUUAGGGAGGCUCUGCGGACGUGGCUUUGUGAAGACGCCUUGGGAGCAGAGCUUUGACCGGGGACGAAAAUGACAUGUCAUGUUUGUGGUCUUACAUUGUACCAUAUCCAUUUCUUUGUUCUGUGCCUUGUUGGAUUAGUUUGAUUGACUCGUAGAUGUAGAAAGAAAAGCCUCUCUAUGUUUCUGUGUGGUAGCAUGACGUGGUGAGGCCUUGCAGGUUAGUUUGAUAACAGACACGUUCCCCAAACUUUCUAUUUUUUCUUAAGAUUUAGAUUUUUUUUUUGUUUGAGCUGAUAUCAAUGUAGUUGGUUGACUUGUGCCCGGUUAGGAUUAGGAAGACGGUUUUCUGAAAAAGCUCAUUAGCAGACUAAUCUAUAGUGGUUAGGACAUUUCUUUUCACACAACUUUACAUGUUAUCCUUUUGCAACCUUUAAGAAACAGUCUGUGGGUUUGGGACUUAGGAGGAGUAUUCUGUGCAAAAUUGAAUCUGGGUUUGAAAGCUGCAACAGGUCUAACCUGUGAACAAAAACAAGAGAGAAUGUGAAAAGGAAGAGCCUGUUCCCCAAAUUGACUGACAAGUGGGCUAGUGCAUUCCUUGUUUGGGACAGGGCACAGAAUAUAUAUGUAACCGCCUAAAGGUGAACCUUAAUGUCAGCACUUGAUUAUAUAAUUGUUCACAUGUACAUCAACAGUGUUGACAUUAUAUAAGAAUGUAUGUGAAUUAUUAUCAUAACUGUUUAGGAUACAGCAUGUUCAAUUAGACCUGACAGAACUCCCUGCCAGUUGGUUUCUCCCAUUUAGUCCAAUUGACGGGAAGGCUGUAUAAAAGCGAGGGGAAAGGGAAACGCCAAGAGAGUCUGGAGUGAAGUCACCUGCAGAGAGGUUGUUGUUAUUUGAUUCAUUUUGUUCCUGUUUGGCCAUUACAAGUGUUUGUUUUUUCUGUUUUGCUGGAGACCAACGAAAGGUAAUAAAAUAGAAUAGUUAAUUGCAUCCCAGAGCGCGGCUUCUUUCUUGCCUGCACCUCAUUCCAACUCAAACCUCAGUGAGUCCUUGACACCACCAUCCUGUGUAGGCGUUGGCCUCAAAGGCGCUACGUCACAGAGAAAAACAACAAUAUCUCCCAUUUUGCUGUCUCUGCGAGAGCUGCAAACGCUCCUUGUGUAUGAUGCACGGAGAGCAGAAAUCCAUGCGUUGGUCAGGAGGACGGUCGCCCUCAAGAGCUGUUGGUGUGCGGGUUGCUGUAUCUCCUGAGGGAGCAGAGCUACACAUUGAACACUGCUUUCGGGCUCGAUGAAUCCAAUCCAACCGGCUGCAGUGUGGGGAAGAAAAGGCUCCAGGCAGGAAAUACAUCUGGGUGCCAAAAAGCAAAUGUAAUUAUUGCCUGUUGGUUUUCUGGGUGAAAACUGUUUUCUGUAUUUGUGUAUAAAUGUAAAGAAACGUAUAUGAGAUAUGAAUAAAGUACAUGUAUUCAACUGUUA